ACCACCGGUAGACUUUGUCACUUUUUUUCACUGUAUGACAUCUCAUACAGCUACGUACACAUACAGACACACGCAGUCACGUUAUACAGUUACGUUUAUUUCAGUUUUUACUGUACACAAACACUGCUACAGUACCUACGUAUUUAUUUCAAAAUAUUAUAAGUACUUACUAAUUAUAUUUUAUUUAACGGUGACGCCUUACCUCCACACUACUACGUCCAAAAGAGAGGUAUGGGCACAGUGAAUCUCAUCUCGCUUAGUGUGGUAGGGCACAGCACAGUGGAAGUCAUUCCAGAUCUAGAGUAGAGCCCAAUUGAGGAAGCACCUCCACCUUACAAAAAAAAACCGCAGCCUAUUAACACUAGACCCUACUUAUAGUGUUGUGUUCCUGCCGGUAAGGUUUCCAAAACUCAACGAGAGUGCGGGGUGUUAGAGUCGGCAAUGCGCAUGUGAUACCUCUGGAGUUGCAGGCGUCAAUAGGCUACGGAGACUGCUUACCAUCAGGGGAGCCGUAUGCUUGUUUGCCAACCGACGUUGUAUAGAAAAAAAGAAUAGGUAUGCGCGAAUUUUCCCUAAACAUGAUCGUUUAUCAUACAUACAACAUGAAAAUUGUAGAAAACUAUUAUUUUAGCAUUUUUAUUUUUACUCGAAACCCCCUAUGGACCCGACAAAAAAAAAUACGGUUCAAAAUAAUUAUGCAAAAGUAAUUACUUAAAAUUGACGACUUCAUUUUCGUAGGUAAUUAACGAAAAUAUUUGCGUCACGCGUCUCCCUGUUUUUUAUACGGGUUACUAAAUAUAUAAUAAAAUUGACAAGCUACUCAAGAUUUAUUAUAAGAUUUUUAACAGCCUGUACAAAUCAAUUAGUGAAAUUAUAUAUUUUAAAAGAUUUUCCGAAAAUAAAUAAUGUAUAAAUAGAGACUUUUUAUUAAUAUUAAAAUUGUGCUAAAUAAAUAUGAAAAUGGGACAUUUUAAAUUUGUAAAUUUUUCGUAUAUUAUAGUGGUUUCAUUAUUUUCUGUGUCGGCCGUAGAAUUUAAUCGAACUGCAGAAGGUCACCAUCAAGGAUUACUUGCGGAUUGUCCAGGUUCCGAAAAACCAGUCUCCAUCAGCAGAAGAAACCUCGAACGACUGCGAAUAGCAGUAAUAGGUCCUGGCGAAUUUCCAUUCUCCGGGUAUACACUGUACAACUACUAUCACGUCAAGAACAUAGUCAAAAACCCCGAAAUAGACUUCAAGAAUAAAAAGACGUUUAUGUACGUCGGAGGAUAUGGGGAGAUAAUGAUGGCGGGCCUUGGAAGAUACUUAGCGAGCAUGUAUAAGGAAAUGGGGUAUAAUGGCCUCGUGCUGGAUACUUUCGAGUUUACUUUGCGAUAUUAUCCUGAAGCGGCGCGGGUUAUGCGAGGAGUAGGAAAACACACAGCCGAAAUGCUAGCAGAGCUAACCAAGCAGGGUUUAAACCCGAAAAACCUAACAAUCCUCGGCCUUAGCCUAGGCGGACAGACAAUGAGCUUCAUAGCCAAGAGUUACCAAGAGAUCACCGGAAAAAACAUUUCCCUUCUCAUCGGAUUGGAUCCUGCUGGACCAUGUUAUAGACAGUUGGGCCCUAAGUACAGAUUAGACCCUUCUGAUGCUGAUUUCGUAAUGAGUAUCGCAACAAAUAUAGAUGGUCUUGGUAUUGGUAUUCCGGUUGGAACUGCGACAUUCUACGUCAAUGGAGGAGAGUACCAACCUGGCCACAUUCCUUUAUUACCUUGCGGCGUCUUCUGCAGCCACUUAUGGGCUUUAAUCCUUUGGAUAUCAGCUUUGUAUAAUCCAGGAAUAUUUGUGGGAGUUAAGUGUGAAUCUGUGGACCAGGCUAGGAAUGGUUUGUGUUAUAAUAACACCCCAGUAAUAACGAAUAAUAUGGAUAUGACCGUGGAUGUAACUAAACCUGGUAUUUAUUAUGUACCUACUACAAGUGGGCAUCCCUAUGGAGUAGGGAUGAAAGGUUUGAAGAUGUGGAUGAAAGCUAGACGGUUAGAACGGUUAAAGUUACGCAAAGACAAAUAUUAAUUUAUCAUUUUAAGCCGAAGAGGAGAUUCUAUGUUGACUGUUCUUUAACACUACAUUUUUUUAUGUAUUUUACGGAAGAAUUUAAUGUUAAUUAAAAUAUUAUUAAUGAAAUAUGUAUUACCUUUAUUAUUACCUGAGCAGACUUCUUAGAAAUUGCUAAGAACAUAUGUGUAGAAGUUGGCGCUUUCGCGGUUUUCAUCCGCUCUGAACUGAUAAACUUGAAUGGCUGACCUGUUAUUUCUGUAUAGUUAAUUGACCGCACAGGUUUUUAUAGAGAUGUGUACCCCUAGUGUAAAUUUAUUCGAUGGCGUAACGUGACGUACGCGUUUGCGUUAGGUCUCAUUUUGUAUGGGAUUUUGAGUUUUCAAAACGUUCCGCUUGGCGCGCUGUUUCUAAAUCCCAUACUAAAUGAGACUUAACGCAAACGCGUACGUCACGUUACGAAAUCGAAUAAAUUUACACUAGGGGCUCAAGUAUAUAUAGCCUGUCCGAUUUUGAAGAUCAAGUUCGCCAUGGCGUUCUUGAUCUUAGAAAAACGGACAGACUAUACCUGAUUUAAUUAAAGUAGGUCUUUUAUUAGGUAACAUAUAUAGUUUAGAAAUCAACCAAUUAUAAAUAAAAAAUACUGUAUUUUAAAAUGUUUUUUGACCGACCUCAUAAUUUCUUGAUACGUUCGAGUAAGGAUAA
Cydia pomonella (codling moth) is the source of this 2739-nucleotide messenger RNA. RefSeq names its product phospholipase A1-like. The record is from RefSeq and is a predicted model, not a curated record. Lineage: Eukaryota; Metazoa; Arthropoda; Insecta; Lepidoptera; Tortricidae. Gene Ontology annotation, molecular function: lipase activity. The transcript has 3 exons. Bases 955 to 2052 code for a protein of 365 amino acids.